Homarus americanus (American lobster) is the source of this 864-nucleotide messenger RNA. RefSeq lists its product as uncharacterized. The coding region runs from base 1 to 864 and encodes 287 amino acids. The transcript has 7 exons. NCBI's taxonomy places the organism in Eukaryota, Metazoa, Arthropoda, Malacostraca, Decapoda, Nephropidae. The record is from RefSeq and is a predicted model, not a curated record.
AUGACGCUGACCCUCAACGUGGCGACCGUCCUCCCGCUAUCCCCGGGAAUCUCAGGAGAGUUGUUGUCAGUCGCAGGCGGUGCUGUGGGCGCCGUGCUGGAGGCGGUGUCUCAGCCCAUCUGCUCCCUCAUUCUCCUCACAGAUGGCACCACCUCACCCUCCACCAUCCUCAAGGAGGAGAGUGUAGUACGAGGGAGCCCCUGGGGUGUGGGGGUGUUCGAGGUGGUGGUGGACGGCCAGGACGCUAACGGGACCCUGAUGCUGCUAUCCCACCUGUUCCACCAGGCUCGACAGAUGAGGAUGGAGUCUUGGUGUGUGCGGGUGGUGGUGGUGAGUCACGAUCCGGUCUUCCUCGCCACCUUCGCCGAGUGGUCCCUCAAGGGCCGCCUCCUGGUGUGGGCCACCAAGCUGCUGGUGGUCACCAGCCUCCCACUCCCACAGCUCCACGCCCUCCUGUCCUCCCACUGGACCUUCUCCAUGAUGAACACCAUCUUGCUCAACCUGGAGGACACACCACCCAACCUCAGGGUCAGUGUGUACACCCACUUGCCAUACUCCCCAGAGGGCGCUCAGGUGGUGAGAGUUGCUUCCUGGACACCAAAACGCGGCCUCUUUAUUGUCUCCAAAGUUCCGCUAUUCCAUGAGAAGUUCUCUAACUUCUACAGUGCCAAGGUGAACGUGACCGCCGAGCCCUUCCCUCCAUUCUGGGACGAGGUGAAGGGACCUGACAACACUACACAGUACUCCGGCACUGACUACAUGACCCUGGCGACCAUUGCUGACGCUCGUAACUUCACUAUCCACGCCCUGCCUACCGACAACUGGGCAGAGGCCAUGCUAAUAGAAUACACCAUGCCUCACUAA